Messenger RNA from Mucor velutinosus, 312 nucleotides. It is a transcript of the gene BUB1, whose product is annotated as protein kinase. The record is from RefSeq and is a predicted model, not a curated record. The transcript has 2 exons. Lineage: Eukaryota; Fungi; Mucoromycota; Mucoromycetes; Mucorales; Mucoraceae. The coding region runs from base 1 to 312 and encodes 103 amino acids.
AUGUAUAACAAUAUACAACCACAGCCAGCACCUGUGCCACUGCAGUAUCAACAACCGCAGCCACAACAACAGCAACAAUUCACGCAAGCGAGUGUCAUUGAUUCAUUGAAUGCAGUAAAUCAACACAUUCAGCAGCAACAACAGCAACACCAGCAACAACCACAACCAGAAAAGAAGUUAGAUGUAUCAUAUAAACGUCAAUCAGAUGGACCCAUCUUAUGGUUUGCUGGACCUCCUUUAAACGUGAUACCAGAUAGCGCACCUUUACACUCUGUGAGCUAUUUGGAUUGGAAGAAAAAGCAGCAGCAAUAG